AUGGCUGCCGCCGCAAGCGCUGGCUCGGCCGCCAUCGACGCUGGGCGCUUCUGGGCCCCCGCGCCACCGCGACUGCCCAGCUACGGAGACCCAGCUUAUUGGCUGGCGCGCUACGCUGAGAGGGGGGAGGAGGUCUACGACUGGUACAUGCCGGAGCUCGGGGGGCACGUGGCGCCGCUGGUGACCCCGGAGUCCCAGAUCCUCAUCCUCGGCUGCGGCACCAGCGCCCUCUGCGAGCAGCUCUACGCCCAGGGCUUCGUGAACGUGACGUGCAUCGACCGGUGCGCCCCGCUCAUCGAGGCGCUGAGGGAGAAGCACAAGGACAAGGAGGCCACGGUCUCCUUCCAGGCCGCCGAGGCUGAGAGGCUGCCUGACGAUUGGGCUGGUCGGUUUGACCUGGUGCUGGACAAAGCGCUGCUAGACUCGGUGGCGUGUGGGGAACAGAAGUGGGCACGUAUGGACGAGGUGCUCCAGUCUGUCAGCAAGGUGCUGAAGCCGUCGGGCGGCACCUACCUCUGCGUGUCCCACGCCGGCGUGGAGACGCGAAGGCCGAUGCUGCACGCUCAUGGCAAGUACGGGUGGGAUGUCGAGUGUCGCACGGUGCCGAGGGGGGUCACCGCCACCGCCAGCGGAGACAAGCCGCCCAGCCGUGGAGCCAAGCCUCCGGACCCGCAGGCGGGCGCUAAGCUCACGGCCUCUGCGGCCUACGACCCCUCUGCCGACGUGUACCACAUCUACGUCUGCAGCCUGCCGGCUGCGUGA
Molecule: messenger RNA, 762 nt
Organism: Prorocentrum cordatum
Lineage: Eukaryota; Dinophyceae; Prorocentrales; Prorocentraceae
Source: the annotation of a GenBank genome assembly